AUGGAAGGUCCCGAUAUUUACAAUGACCCUGAAUUUCUAAAGCAGAAACGGGAGGAAUUAAAAAUAUUUUUUCAAGACGCUAAACUACCUAAAGAGGUGAUAGAAAGAGCUAUUGAAAAUGAAUUGAAACCUCCGCCACAAGAAGGCGUGGAUAAACCUUAUAUUGCAGCAUCACAUCCUGGUGAAGUUAAAUCUGAGUAUGAAGUAAUGACCGGCCAACCGUUCACUACCGUUGAGGAUCUUACUAAACCUUUGAUGCCUGAGAAUUUAAAAGAGAUGUUAAAAGAUAACCCCAUAAUAGCUGAGAAAGCGCGCCAAAUCCAGAUCAUGACUAAGAAAGAGUACUAUAAACCUAUAGCUAUCCCAUUAGAUCAACUAAAUUUGGCAAGUUACGCUGACAUGAGAAAAGAACUGGAUUCGGCUGAGGGUGACGCUAUAAAGAUUAAUAACAUAAAUUUCAAAAAUAUGUUAUCAGUAAUGACGUCUGCCUGUGAUUACAAAGCGAAGUGUUCACAGGAAACCUGCAAAGACCCCACUAAGACACAAACUGAGGAUGAGAAAAAGGAAGAUGAGGAAUUCGAAGCCAUAGAGAAGGUAGUCAGUCAAUAUACCGAUAAGUCCUAUGAAACACGUUAUCAAGAAACUAAGGACAUGUUAAUGAAAAUGGCUGAAAAUUUUGACGAGGAGCAAGAAAAACAGACUUUAGAAAUAAUGUCGGAUCCUGUUUUAAAAGAUUCAUCAGUUCAAUUAAUAAAAGGAGGGAAAAAGCGUUCCGUUAUCAAAGAAGUCGAGGAAACAUAUGCAAUAAAUAGGGAUCUGAAUAUUUCUUUGAAAGGUAAUCCUGUGAAGCUUAAUCUUGACGGUGCCUGCGAAUCAAAACAUAUUUCCAAAAGGGAAGAGGUAAAUUCUAAAAGUUUUCAAGCAAAACUUGAAGAAACUGAAAAAACCUUAGAAGAUAUUAAUAGGGUUUUGCGUAAUGCGGUACCAUCAUCAACCUUAGAAAAACCGGAGGAAAAAAAUACUAAAGAUAAUAAAAUUAAAAUAGGUGAGGAAAUUCCAGCAGACAUCAAAAAAGUUCCGUUUCAAAAUGACAAUACAGCUGAAGAAUCUGAGAGUGAUUCACAAAAGAAUAAUCAAAGUGAGAAACAACACACGCAUCAAAAGUUUGAUGAAAAAAUGGAGCAAACUUUGCAGAAUGCACUUGAGGACAUUUUUGAAAUAAAUAAAAAGGAAAACGAAGACAAUAAGGAUAUGGAAGUUAAAGAAAUGAAAAAUUUAGCCCGCAAUAUUGUAGAAGGUGCCGAAAAUCUUAGUACACUAAUACGUGAAGAUAUUACAAAUAAAUUAAAUAGCAUGAAUGAACUACUUAAUGACGUAAACGAGGCUUUAGAAACUUCUAGGAAAUCUAAUAUUACUUACCAAAAGAUAAAGGAAGAAGGUGAAAAUUUAAAGCGAAAUAUGGUUAAACAAUCUAUAUCUGAAACUGUAAAAGAAUUAGAGGAAAGUACACCAAUGGAGAUUUGUACUUCCGAUCCACAGAUUAAUGACAUAAAUGAAGCUAUAAAAAAGUUGAAUCAUGAAAUAAGCGGCCAUGAAAAACGUAUUAAUCAAAGCAAGGCUUUAUAUGAACAAAGAAAUGAUGAAUGUAAAACAUUUAUGAACGAAGUAGACAGCAUCUUAUUAAAAUCUAAGGAAAUAUUGCAUCCUGCUAAAGCAUCAGUUGAUGAUUUAUCCAAAGUUGAUAUUCCUGUAGAAAAGCAAUCUUUAAAUAAACAGGAAGAUAAUAAAGUUGUAUCCAAAACUAACACCACUGUAGAAAUGAAAUCUCUCAAUAAACAGGAAGAUAAUAAGGGUGAGAAAGUGCGCAAAGAGUUGUGGGAUAUUGAUUUCGAUGCUUUAAAGGAAGAAAGAGAAAAACGGAAUGCAGAAUUAAAAAAUCAAGAGGGUGAACGAAAUAAAAGGAUAGACAACCUUUUAUUGGAUAUAAAAGAUAAAAUGAAGAACAACAAGGAAGUUUUGCGGCUAGCAAAUAAUUUGCUUAGAAGAGAAGAAAAUAAAAGGAAAGCUAAAGAAGGUUCUUGUAAAAUUGAGGAAGUGCCUUUACUGGAGGUUGAUGAGAAAGCCCAGGGCGAUAAUUUAGGUCCGAAAAAAAUCGCAGCAAACAGGACGGAAAAAGAUAGCAAAACAGAAGAAACAAAACGGGAAGAGGAAGAACAAAAGAAAAAAGAAGACGCUCUUACAGAAAAACUUAAACAGAGAGCAUUUCAGAGAAAAGUAGAGAGAGAGUUGGAAGAAAUGAACAGGGCACCCAGAAUGACGAAGGAAUUCAUUAGAAACAAUUGCCGGCAACAUAAGUUAUACUGCACACCCUAUCUAAAUGAUGUCUUAUAUCUUCAUUUUAAAGGCUUUUCAAAGAUAGAAAAUCUUGAAGAAUACACAGGUUUGAAAUGUAUAUUCCUGGAGAAUAAUGGCAUUCAGAAAAUCGAGGGCCUAGACACCUUAGCUAACCUGAAAUGCUUGUACUUGCAUUAUAACGUCGUCAAGAAAAUUGAGAACCUAGAUGGGUGUCCCAAAUUGGAUACCUUGAAUUUAGACCACAAUUUUGUAACGAAGAUAGAAAAUUUAGAUGUUACUCCUGUUCUCCACACACUCAGCAUUGCUCAUAACAUGCUUACAACUGUCGAUGACCUAAUUCAUCUCAAAUUAUGUAAAAACUUAUCCGUGCUGGACUUGUCGUACAAUCGUCUUGAAGAUCCACUCAUAGUAGAUGUGUUGGCGGAUAUGCUCGUUUUGAAAGUAUUAGUGUUAUCGGGUAACCCAGUAGUCCGCAAUAUACCAGCCUAUCGCAAAACAUUAACGCUUCGUCUGAAGGAGCUUUUGAACUUGGACAAUAGACCGGUUUUCGACAGAGACAGGGCUUGUGCCGAAGCAUGGCAGAGGGGUGGAGUGCAAGAGGAGGUUGCAGAAAGGAGACGUUGGAUAGCGAAAGACCAGGAGAAGGUGAUGCAAAGUGUCCGCUUCUUAAUCAAGAUGAGGGAUCAGAAGAAGGCACUGCGAGAAGCUCAGGAGAAAGAAGAUCGAAUCGCGCAAGGAUUGCCCCCUAAGGAAGAUGAAAAUCUGGGAGAAGAGAAAUUAAAAGAAAAGGAAACGAAUGACCUAAACACUGAAGGUACAGCUAAGGCUAGGAAUGUAGGGGGAGUGCCUGAAGAUAUUCUAUCACAAUCUGAAAAUGAAGAUUCCACUAGUGAAGAGAGUAGUGAUGAUGGCAGCGAUGCAAACGAUGAUAAACCGGACACCAGUAACAUAGAGUGGUCACAAAAGGAUCAGGGUAAACGACUGGUACAGGAGAUAAAGGAAGAGCCUCAACAGCAGACUUCACCUGAAGACUAUUGGUGUGGCUUCAGGAGUACAUUACCUGCGGACAGUAAGUCUUCGGAUUUUGUUUCUGACUUCCAAGCAAUGAAUAACUUGCUAUUUGGGUCUCAACCGCACAACCAGUCUACUAAGAGUUCUGAAGAAUUGAAAACAAAAAAAGGAAAGGAAAAAAAAGCAGAAGUCGAUAACGAUGAAGAAAAGCUAGCACCAGCAGUGGCACCGAAACCUUUAAUAGAAAUAAUUGAACCAAACAAAGAUACAUCUGCAGAGUCAAAAGACAAAAAAGUUUUAGUUGAAGAUGUUUGUAGUUCUAAAUCCAAGAUAGUAGAGAAAACUGUUACAGAAACGGAAAAAAAUAAUAGCAAUACUGUAGAAGAUGAAGAGAAACUGGGUAUAAUAGUCGAUGGGAAUCUCAUUAUAGACCUUGAUAAAAAGACAGUCACUACCAAACCUAAUAAUAAGGAAAGAAAGAGCACGAAGAAAAUUAAAAUAAAAGAAAUCCCAGCAGAUCCUGAGGUGGCGUUAACUGAAGGGUCGGGAGAGGCUGACGUAAAGAAAGUGCCUGAGAAAGAAGAAGACAGCAAAGUAACUACAGAGAAAGGAGAUAGUAAUGUUAACAAUGAGGAUAUUAAAGCUUCUACGAGAAACAAUAAUGCAGAGAAAAACACAAUUGUUAAAAGUGAUGAUAAGGGUAUAUCUUUAAACUCUAUGCCCCGCAUGAACAAUAAAAAAAAGGUGGACGUUAAGGACGAAGAUCUGGACCUGGAACCCAACGCUGAAGAUCUGGAAAUAUUUGCAGAGUUGGAUAGGGAGCAGGUCGAACGGCAAGCGCGGAUUGACCGCGGAGAACCAGCCGUUGAUCCUUGGAAACUGUACUAUAGGGAGGGCAUUGAGCAGUCUGAAAAAGAAGAAUGUCCACCAGCGCAUCUGAUUAACGAAAGCAAUUCUUCUCUUUGUCGUUCUACCACGUAUAGACAUGACAACGCAUUCGAUAGGAUCGCACUGAGCCAGCUUACUCGUGGCGACAGACCUGACGAGAGAAAAAUAAAGUUGACCUACGUACCGGGCGCUACGCUGUUUGAGUAUGUGGAUCAACCGUCUACCGAGGACCAGCAGGCUAAUAAUGAUCAACCACCGAGCAUUGCUGAAAUGCCUGAAGCUGAUCACUCCAUUGUCACUGAUCAGUCUUCAGUCAGCAAUCACCCAGCUACCAGCGAGCUCACAUCACUAUCCAAUAACAUCGUUAACCAGUUACCAGUUCCAGAUAUAGAGUUUGAAAUCGGAGAGGAAAAGAUUGAAACCGCUUCAUCUUCAAGUGAUACAUUAUCAAUCAAUAUUGAUUCCGAUACUGAUACAAGUGAAGAUAAAAAAGUUGAAGAGUUAAUUAAAGCUCCAAAAAGGGCUGGUAACAGACCUGCAACAGCUGUUACUAAACCAUCUCAAAAAGAAAUGGUUAAAAGGCGAGCGACGUCCACUAAGGAGACUCGUAAUCGUAAAGAGCAUGGAGACGAAUUUAAGGGAAAUAGAGAUGGAAAGAAGCAUGACGAACAUCCAGGUGAUAAAAAUGAUGACCACAUUGCAGAAAGAUCGUAUACACAUACCAUUACAGACGCCAGUCGUUCGAAUCCGCGCGGCGAUUUCGAUAUAACAUUUGACAUGAACCGAAGUGAGGCUAAACAGACGAUUAUAAACGCUAUUAAUUCCUAUGAAGACAAUAGGUUCCCUUCACAAGGUGUAAACGUCUCUAACAUGGCAGAAAACGCCCGCAUAGAACAGAAUGUAGCCUCUGAAAUAUUAGAUCGUACCCUCCAGUACGAGGAGCGGGAGUUAUACAGACAAUAUGAUAUGAUGACCAGCCACGCCGGGAAUAUAGACAACAGGACCAACGCCAUCAUCGAGCACAUCUCUGAUCAGCUCGAGAAUGAGUAUACCCUUCCAGAAGUUUCUCGCAUCUUGGAAGUGCACAUGGACGCUGCUGAACAGAGAUGGAGAGCGGGAGAAUUCGUUCCUUCCUUCGUAACAGAACCUGCGUCUACUAUUGAUGAACAUGAGACUACCCUCAUUCCGAGCCAUAACUCAACCCUCGAAGAUACUCUGACUGAACAAAACGCUGGUAGGAUGAUAACCAGUGGCCAAUCGGGUGUAAAGAAUAAUCUUGCUCCCAGUAAUGAGACUAUGGUAACUACGGAUAAUGCAGCAGCAGAAACCAGUACACCUAUUUGUAGGUCUACUGUUAAACCAAAAGGCAAAGAUCCUGAAGAAUCUCUUGAAAAUGAUGAUUUAAAUGAUUCCAAGAACUUUGAAUCUAUUCUGAGUGAUGAUAUCGUCAACGUCUCAACUGAUGAUGUAUUCGAAGAUUGUGUAGAUAUCACAGUUUGUGAGGAUAACGCUAAAGUAGAGGAAAAGUUUGAUAGAGUAGAAGAGAAUUAUUCUAUUGAAAUGAAGCUAGCUUUAGGUAUUGAAGAUGCGAAGUAA
Messenger RNA from Arctia plantaginis, 5850 nucleotides. The record is from the annotation of a GenBank genome assembly. Lineage: Eukaryota; Metazoa; Arthropoda; Insecta; Lepidoptera; Erebidae.